Gracilinanus agilis (Agile Gracile Mouse Opossum) is the source of this 1639-nucleotide messenger RNA. RefSeq names its product PDZ and LIM domain 2 (gene PDLIM2). Gene Ontology annotation, biological process: muscle structure development; heart development; actin cytoskeleton organization. Gene Ontology annotation, molecular function: actin binding; muscle alpha-actinin binding. NCBI's taxonomy places the organism in Eukaryota, Metazoa, Chordata, Mammalia, Didelphimorphia, Didelphidae. The record is from RefSeq and is a predicted model, not a curated record. The transcript has 8 exons. Bases 289 to 1212 code for a protein of 307 amino acids. Gene Ontology annotation, cellular component: filamentous actin; adherens junction; stress fiber.
GCAGAAAAAUAAAUAAAUUAUUUUUUUAAAAAAAGAAAAAGAAAGAAAGAAACAGGGCAGGAGGGAUGCCCAGGAAGGAUAAGACUCGCAGAAUGUGGAGGUGGGAGGUGUUGGGGAUAUAUUUUUACAGUUUGGGGGGAAAGGAGAGGGAGUAGCUCCAUACCCUCAGCGGAGCCCCGUCUGACCUCUCCUCGUCCUCUGAAGGUGACUGAGCGGGGAAGAGCCGAAGCUGCGGACCUCCGCCCUGGGGACGUCAUCGUGGCCAUCAAUGGGGAGAGUGCGGGGGGCAUGCUUCAUGCCGAGGCCCAGAGUAAGAUCAGACAGAGCCCGUCCCCUCUGCGGCUGCAGCUGAACAGGUCCCGGGCAUCCUCUCCUGGACAAGCCAACGGUGGGAGUUCCCUGGAAUGGGCCCCCUGUUUCCAGAACCCCAUGAGGACCAGAACUGACAGCCAGACCUCCCUCCGGUCCUCUUACUCCAGUCCAGCCUCCCUGAGCCCUCCACCAUCUCGAAGUUCUUUUUCCACUCCACCCCCUGCCACCUUCCACACCCUGCCGGGAGAGACGGUGACUGGCAGCAGUUUCCAGAGCUUGUCCUGUUCCCCGGCUCCCGUCCCUGCCGAACACCUGAACUCUCGGGGCCAUCUGAGCAGCCGGCAGGCUGGGCUGGGUCGAGCUGGCGACUCUGCGGUCUGGGUGCUGCCGCCCUCCCCUGGGGGCUUCCGAGGUUCCCAGUCCUCCAGCCCCAAAAGAUCCUCUAGUCCCAAGCGCAGUGUGGACUUUGAAGGGGGAGGGCAUAUCCUCGAGGAAGAUUCGGAGGUCUUCAAGAUGUUACAGGAGAACCUGGAGGCUCGGACCGCCCCAAGGCAGUCCAGUUCCUUCAGGAUGCUUCAGGAGGCCCUGGAGGCAGAGGAGAAAGAUGGCACUUCUGCUUUCCUGCCCAGCUCACUGAGUCCCCUGGCCUCCCGGCCAGCUGGUACGGCCCAGACCACACCGCCCAGACUUUUCACCUGUGAGAAGUGCAACACCAACAUCACGAACCAGGCUGUACGGAUACAGGAUGGGCGGUAUCGACACCCUGGCUGCUAUACCUGUUUGGACUGUGGGCUAAACCUGAAGAUGCGGGGCCACUUCUGGGUGGGUGAUGAGUUGUAUUGUGAGAAGCAUGCCCGACAGCGCUACUCAGCCCAACAUGCCCUCAGCGCCCACUCCUGAAGGGCUUUCUUCCCUCUCCCCUAUGCCUCCACUUUUCACCUGAGGAACUCUGCUGGGGGUCUGCGCCAAUGGAAGGGUUGUAUGGUGGUGGGUAGUGGGCACCUGGGAGCUCUUGGGGACUGAGCUUGGGGACCAUUUUGGGGGGUUGGAAUAUUUUUCUUUUCUGCCACGUGCUCUCCAUCUCCAGGGGUAGGCAGUAAGGACAGGCUCUUGAGCCCCAUUUAGAAACUUAAAGUUUUCCCUGACAAAGUGGGGACCGUGCCACAGGGCGAGCUGUGCACCAGAUACUGAGCUCUGGGUCAUACAUGGGGUGAGGACUGAGUGGGUCACAGUGCCAGGCUAAAAAUAAUUCACUUUGAAAGACAUUGUGUGUAAAAAUAUGACAUAUAUAUUCCUGUAUAAAUAAAGUAGAUGAUGCUGUAUCUUC